Molecule: messenger RNA, 951 nt
Organism: Syngnathus typhle (broad-nosed pipefish)
Lineage: Eukaryota; Metazoa; Chordata; Actinopteri; Syngnathiformes; Syngnathidae
Gene: nubp2
Product: nucleotide binding protein 2 (MinD homolog, E. coli)
Exons: 7
Coding region: 88-897 (269 amino acids)
Biological process (GO): iron-sulfur cluster assembly
Cellular component (GO): cytosol
Molecular function (GO): 4 iron, 4 sulfur cluster binding; ATP-dependent FeS chaperone activity; ATP binding
Source: RefSeq, a predicted model, not a curated record
GGCUGAGAUUAGUCAGGUGGCCCAUUUACGGAAGUGCGUUCGCCAUUCAAUGUGUACCGAUGCUGCGUAGUUGACCAAAUAACAGUUAUGGAACAGAAUGAUAGCAGCAGCCUAGCCCAGGUUCGCCAUGUGAUCUUGGUUCUGUCCGGAAAAGGAGGUGUGGGGAAGAGCACUAUCACCACCGAGCUAGCUCUGGCACUGAGGCAUGCUGGCAAAAAGGUUGGCAUCCUGGACGUCGACCUGUGCGGCCCGAGCAUCCCGCGCAUGCUGAACGUGCAUCAUCAAGAUGUCCACCAGUGCGACUCGGGCUGGGUGCCCGUGUAUGCCGACGCGGAGAAAAACCUAGCUCUCAUGUCCAUCGGCUUCCUACUGGACAACCCGGACGAAGCUGUGGUGUGGAGGGGGCCCAAGAAAACAGCAAUGAUUGGUCAGUUUGUGUCAGACGUGGCAUGGGGCGAGUUGGAUGUCCUGCUGGUGGACACGCCGCCGGGGACAUCUGACGAGCAUUUGGCCAUCUUGGAGAACCUCAAGAAGCACAAAGUAGUUGACGGGGCGGUUUUAGUCACCACCCCUCAGGCGGUGUCAACGGGGGAUGUCAGGAGAGAGGCGACUUUCUGCAAGAAAACUGGAGUGCGGAUCCUCGGGAUCGUAGAAAACAUGAGCGGCUUUGUUUGCCCGCACUGCUCAGAAUGCAGUAAUAUAUUUUCCAAAGGUGGUGGUGAGGAGUUGGCCAAACUUACCGGAUCACCUUUCUUAGGUUCGGUGCCUUUGGAUCCUCAGCUGAGCGCAAGUGUGGAGCAAGGCAAGGACUUCCUCAAGUCAUUCCCAGACAGCGCCACCUUCAGUGCCAUUAGUGGAAUUACUAAGACUCUCCUUAACAGCCUUCAAACCACCUGAAUGAAAAGUUUAUCCCAGUGUGUUAAAACUAAAAAAUAAACAAGAAUUUAUGAA